Messenger RNA from Scomber scombrus (Atlantic mackerel), 7133 nucleotides. RefSeq names its product aryl hydrocarbon receptor-like. Gene Ontology annotation, cellular component: nucleus; aryl hydrocarbon receptor complex. Gene Ontology annotation, molecular function: nuclear receptor activity; protein dimerization activity; transcription cis-regulatory region binding. The transcript is spliced from 11 exons. Gene Ontology annotation, biological process: regulation of transcription by RNA polymerase II. NCBI's taxonomy places the organism in Eukaryota, Metazoa, Chordata, Actinopteri, Scombriformes, Scombridae. The record is from RefSeq and is a predicted model, not a curated record. The coding region runs from base 381 to 3365 and encodes 994 amino acids.
GUGUAAUAAUAAUACGGCUGCGCUGUUUAACCCAUGCGAGGGGUUGAACACAGGCUGAACUCCACGCCAAACUUUUCUAAACUUCUCAUUCCUCCUCCCUCACCAAAACCUAGCAGCAGUAUUCAACACACUGCCACAUUCUCACCCUCGCUGCACCGCCGACCAAGGUCAGCAACAGUGACCGCCCACGGGAUCUGUCAACGCGGCACCAAACCUCCGCGGACCACGGCAGCAGCACAUGGGACUCGCUGGCUGACAAAACCUGACGGACCACCGGCUGUCACCGUAUGGAUGAAUGAAGCCCCUGGAGCAGCGAAGUGAAUGAGCCGAAUAAGCUGUAACUUUACUUCCAGUUUGUGACCGUAAAACGAAGUGACACCAUGUUGGGAAACCCUGGGACUUAUGCUAACAAGAAGAGGAAGAAGCCUGUUCUCAAACAAAAAAAGUUCUCUCAAGGCAAUGAAGUUGUCAAAUCAAACCCUUCAAAGCGCCACCGGGAUCGGCUAAACGGGGAGCUGGACCGGCUGACAGACCUCCUGCCCUUUCCUGAUGAUGUUCGCUCUCGUCUGGACAAGCUGUCAGUUCUUCGCCUCAGCGUGGGAUACCUGAGGGUCAAGAGCCACUUCAAAGCCAACAUGAAGAAAAGUAAGAGCAGCGUGUUGUUUCCGGGAGUCAACGGGCAGGACGGGAACAGCAUGGACACCACAGGCUUCUCUGAAGGGGAACUACUGCUCCAGGCGCUGAAUGGAUUUGUGAUAGUGGUCACAUCAGAUGGAUCGAUGUUCUAUGCCUCUCCCACAAUCAAGGAGUACCUGGGCUUCCAGCAGUCAGAUGUGGUUCACCAGAGUGUGUAUGAACUCAUCCAUACUGAUGACCGCCCUACGUUCAGAGAGCAGCUCCACUUUGCUCUAAACCCCUCACCUGUGGGUGCAGAAGGAGAUGUCAUGCAGGGUCCCAUUAAUACAAUGAUGUACAGUCCUGACCAGCUUCCCCCAGAGAACUCAUCCUUCCUGGAGAGGACUUUUGUGUGUCGCUUUCGCUGCCUUCUGGACAACUCCUCUGGCUUUCUGGCCCUGAAAAUGCAAGGACGACUGAAGUACCUUCAUGGCCAAAGCUUCAUGAGGGAAAAUGGGACAUGUACCCAAUCUCAGCUGGCACUGUUUGCCAUCGCUAUGCCCGUCCAGCCUCCAUCUAUUGUGGAGAUCCGGACUAAAAUCCUCCUCUUUCAAACCAAGCACAAGCUGGACUUCACACCCAUGGGCAUUGAUAACAGGGGGAAGAUUGUUCUGGGCUAUUCAGAGAUUGAACUGUGCAUGAAAGGCUCCGGCUACCAGUUUAUCCACGCUGCUGAUAUGAUGUACUGCGCUGACAACCACAUACGCAUGAUUAAAACAGGAGAGAGCGGACAGACUGUUUUCAGGCUCCUGAGUAAGUCGGGAAGCUGGGUGUGGGUGAAGGCCAACGCCAAGCUGAUCUUCAAAGGAGGAAGACCGGACUUCAUCAUUGCAUAUCAGCGAGCUUUAGUCAACGCUGAGGGUGAGGAGUAUCUCCGCCAGAGGAGGAUGCAGCUCCCCUUCAGCGUCACCACAGGAGAAGCCAUCCUUUACAACACCGGCCCUACGAUGGACAUUCAAGAGCUUCAGUUAAAUAAAUUGUUCAACAACAAGGACAUGUACAAGGACGUGACAACCGGCUCAAUGGUGGACUGCUUCCUUAAACAGGAUGACUCCAUCUACAUGGAGCCAGUGGAGACCCCCUUACCUGUGGAUCAGGUGUUUAGGGAAAGCCGGGCCCUGGUCAGCAUAUCCAGUGAUGCAUGGCAGGAAAGUGGGGUUGGAGCCACGACAGGGGAACCAGUUGUUGUGAAGGAGGAGGCCAAGCAGUCGGUAAUGGCUGUGAUCGACAGGCUGGAAGAAAUGGCUCAAAAUGGCGACUUUUGUGCUGCGUUGGAAAAUCUGGAGGUCGGUGAUACAGAGUUGAUGGAGUUGGAAAAUACUCUCAAGAGAUUAAGUCAGGAUGGUGAUCAGCAGAAUAACGUGAGAUCUGAGCUGGACAGUAUCCUCACCAAUGACAUAUUUGACUACAUCGAUUCUGUUCUGUUCAAGGAGAAGGGAGAAGAUAGUCUGAAUGCCAACCCUUCCACCUGCUUCACAGGGGUCAAUAAUAACCAGCAGGACCCCUUCAGUCAGAUUUCACCCACUGGACUGUUUCAGACACCAAGCCCUGAGGGCACCUACUCUCCAAUGAAUGGUGUCUAUGCUCACCAGCAAGAUACAAUGAAUGAGCACAUGAAUACAGGGAAAAGCCAAGGAGGGUGUGCUCAGAUAUUCAGCAGUACCCAGAAACUCUCCCACCAUGCUCCCCUGAUUGCUCAGGCUGACACCAAUCUGCCCCCUCUUCAGCAGCUGCAGCUUCAGGACAUUUUCAGCCCAGCGAUAGAGCUUCCUGAGCUCACCAUCCCUGAUGCUUCAACUCGUGCCCCUUUUCAAUCCUGCGGGCAGGCAUCCAUGAACAAUAUGGGCUUCUCACUGGGGAUUCCUGGCCAGACGCAGUCCGGCCAACGUCUUCUGUGUCCUCAAAACAACAUGCAAGCCCCUGCAACAGCAGCAAAUGGACAGCUGCAGCAGAGCUCUGUUAAACAACCAAACCAUGUAGCACCCAUCGUUUUGGACAUUUUGCCACCACUGAUUCCUUGCAAUGACUUUGCUCCCUCUAUCACACCUAAUAUUCCCAUGCCCUUUUCCACACCUUGUCUGCAAGGAAGCAGACCUUUUGCACCACACAACCACCAGGUUCAGCAGUGGCCGCAGAGCCAGCAGCAGAAGCUGCAUCACCCUGGCAUCAUGCAGAACGGACAUCAGGCAGUGCCAGCAUGCCUCAGCCAAACAUCCGAAAGCCAAACAUUCCCACAUGCUGGCCAUUGGCCUCAGAGUGUGAACGGACCUAACCACACUCAACAGGGAGAGCCGGCACAUGGACAGACAGUUUCUCACAACAGCUGCAUGUUCAACCAGAAUUUUUCUUCCAGUCCAGCAGGGGGCAACAGCAACACCUUCACUCUCUCUGGGUCGUCUUGCCAGAGGGGGGUUGACACACCUCUGGAUCAGAGUCCUCCUCAAGGUUCCUGCUACUUCCAGUGGAGCGGCAGUGAGUCUGUGGUGGGCACAUCAGCCAUCAACCAGGAGAACGCCAACAUCAGUCCUCUGACCGUUCCGCCCAACAUGUCCUCCUCGGAGCACACACUCAACAUUCAGCGCUACCUGGAAUGCCACAGACAGACACAGCAGGAUGAAAGAGUCUCAGCUGAACACAAUGGAAUUUUUGCCACUCCUGUUUGUGAUGUACCCAUGUACCUCGCAGAGUAGAGCCGAGCUGUGUUGUUGUUGCAGCAAAUGCAGGCGAAGGACGAAACACAGUAUAGUUUGCCUGUAUCAGUGCUUAUCCACCCACUCUCAUGUUAUUGUCAUAUUUUUUGUAUCAGUCACAUACAUACUUUUUUUCCAAUCUGUAAUGUUUAAAAGCUGUAGCUUGUCAGUUUUUAGUGAAGAUACACUAUAAAUAAUAAUAAUGAAGUAUAAAAGUCACAAGUGCGUUUACCAGGAUGGAGCUUGAGCCAGCUACGAGGAUUGGUCAAGCGAAUCCAAAUAGCCAAAGAAAUAUGCGUUUAUAAGGGAAACCAGACAUCGUCACUUCCCUGUUUUCAGCGAGGGACAUUCAUUUGUUUCCCUAAAUUUAAAUACAUCAAAAACAGCAGAAAACUGAACGUGACAAUUUUCUAAGAUUAUCAUUUUGAACUUUUAUACUGACCAAAUGGAGACCUUUUCUUUAAAAGAAGUUGUCUCCACCUAAAAAUACAUCAGUGUAAAGAAUCACUGAAAGUGAUAGCUACCUUAAGACACAGCUGUACCUUCAAGUUGAUAUUAUUAAACAUCAAAUAAUCUGUAUAUGUUAAAUGCAAAACCUUAAAUGUGGUAAGUGCAUUAAUACAAUGUGUAAUUUGCUGUUUGUUUUCACUAGGUCUGCUUUGACCAACAAAAGUCUCAUAUGUACAGUAUACGUUAACAUGUAAAACAUGCAUUAUGUCUCUCUGUGUGCAGUAUAGAAGUGCUUUUAUGGAGAAGGCUGUCCAGUUAGUUGCAGGGCUUGAAACGCAGUAUUGCACCGACAAACUCUUUUUCCCCCCUGCAGCAGUGAGGUUGUUAAGUCAACUGCACCAGUUUGGUAUCUCAGUGACUAGCUGUGCACCACAGUGAGAGGAGAGGAGCAGUAGAGGGUGUGGCAAUGUUUGUCCUGUAGCACUGCAGUCUGAUAUGCACUGUCAUUGCCCAAAUGUUUGGAUUGGACACACCUGAAGAGGACUGGUUUAAACGGAAGGUCCUGAGGGAGGUUUUAGCAAAGAGGUUUUAAUACAUCUACAGUUUGACAUGUGACUGUAUCCACACACAUUUUUUGCACCAGUUUGAGUAUGAAAACCUCUGCUUCUGCCCCAACAGUCUAAUUAGAGACUACAAGUGGAACAGAUAGCUGCCACCUUCAGUUGGCAGUAAAGAGAGUCAUCAGAGUUGUUGUUGAUGACAGAUGCUGCAAAGAAAUCUCUUUAAAUUAUGCCAUAAUUGGACCAAAACUUAAGCUUUCAACCUGGCGGGCAGUGACUUUUGUAAGACUAACUCAUCGUUGGCACCGUGAUUGCAGUGCUCUACUGGAUUGGCAUCACCACACCCUAACCAAACCAGAAAUAACCUCAGUGCGGUGCAGCCCUGGAAAAAGCCAGUUUGCCAUGCCAUUAUAGAGCAGUGUUUUGCGCAGUAAAACAACACCAAAAAAGUUAGUUAAAAUGUAAGAAAUAAAAAAAGAAGUCUUAAAACCAAGAAAAUCACAAUCAGGGAAAAAUAGUUUGGUUGUCAUCAAACGACCCAUCCGAGGGUCUGAUUUAUUCAGCCUGCUAUCAGGGAUUAAAUAGCCACAUAAUUUCAAUUUCAGUUAAGUAUUUCCUAAUACAGAAAAUAAGCAUAGCUGCAGUUAGGGUUUUUUUUUUUUUUUUUAAAUGCACUGCUUGCAAUCCUGUGCUUGUGGGCUAUUUCAAGAUGCAUCAUUUUAAAGCAGUUGAACUAACUAUCUGUAAAUCCUGUGCAGUUAAGCGUGAAGAAAACAGCCCAUCAAAUAUCAUGGAACUCUUUUUCAACAUACCAAACCCCAUUUCUCCAAAAAUGUGCCUUCAUUAAUGUGGCACCACCCAAAAAAUUUGCAACCUGUUUAAUUUGAACAGAUUUGUAAUGAAACUCACACUGGUCUCCACCUCGCUGUGUGUGUGUGUGUGUCUGUGUGUGUGUGUGACACAUAUUUCCUAAUUGAAAUCAUGUAUUCAUCUCAUCAAAACACUCAUAUUGCAUUGAAGACGUUCCAAUUAUUGGAGUAUUGCAUGAGUUAUAAUAAGCCUGCAUGAUCUCCUAAUUCUUCAAUGACAAAAAAAAAAGACAGUGAUGUGGUUUUACAGAUGCUAAAUCUCUCUCAGAAGUACUCUACCACACUGACGACAGCUGUGUCCCAUUUGUUGGGUCACCUCCUUUGAACGACAGCAAGAGUUGACUACGAGUCACGUUUACCUCGACAUGUGAUGAUGACACUUCGGACCCGUUAUGAUGUACUGUUGUUGAAAUGCAGACUUCAGAGGAGAGGGACUUGAAUUUGGGAUGCAGCAGAUUUAAAAAAAAAAAAAAAAAAACCUCCAAAUUUGACCUUUAGAUUUCAGUCCCAUUCUCACCGUAAAUAUACUGCUUAUUGCCAUAACCCCAAAGUUAAAAUUGUAUGAUACACCCAUACUGAGCCAUAUACAGUAUACCCCAGUACAUUUUUUCUUGUGUCUUCUUGCUGAAUAGGCAGCUCCAUAUAAAUAUAUCUGUGCCUUCUCAUAUAAAACAUCUUUUCUCAACACUUUGCUGCACUAAUUUAAGGGAAGCCAUGUAUAUAGGAAAUGCCCUUAAAUUAAUAAGGUUUUAUCCCUAAGUGCAUUUCAACACAGUAAUUCCUUAAAGUCCAUUCUCCGUUGCACAAAUGGAAACAAGGGAAAAAAACUUCAGUCAUGACUUAUUUCUACAAAGGAGAUUGUGAGGUUUCUUUCAUCGAUGAGCAGAAUGAAAAUGUACGUGUUUUAAAGAGUAUUUAAAAACAAAAUCUAGAAUGUGGAGAUUUGAUCUACUUUCAGAUCACGUGAACUUUUGAUGUAUCUGUUUUCUGUUUGUCCUCUUCAGAGUAUUUUAACUUCAUUUUAUCUUGAUUUUCACCAGAUGUUUUUGUUUCUUUUUUUUCUUUUUGUUUCUUUUUUAAUAUCCACACUACAAGAAUAACAAACAUUCUGGAUUAAAGCAAGCAAGAACAGCAUUAACAUGGCAGCUUUACUGUAUUCCUGCACUGUGGGAAAUCAUUCAGUAUUUUUACCGUUUCCCUGGGAAGCAAUUGUGUAUGUAUCUGGAAAUAUCAUUUGGCAUAACGUUUAGAUAAGAAAAAAAUAUGAAGUGGAAUCACAAAGAGGAAAACCUGAAAGUUUUAGGGCAAAGAUCGUCUCCUGUGACCCGGUUGGUCGUCGUUCUUUAUUGUGUGGAAACAGCAGCGAUGGAAACCUCACUCUCUCCCUCUCUCUCAGCGUGAAGCAGACUGUGGAGGCUAAGUACAGCCUAUAAACUGCCUGUGAUGUUGGACUUUGAUACAGACAUGUCAUGACUAGCCACUAUAUUAACAAAAAAAAAAACAACAACAAAAAAACCUAUAGCCAAAUGUUUUAAUUACAGCGGUGUUGAUGUUUUUAUGCUAACGUGCCUUUGACAUUUACCGUAAUUCUGUGCUUUGUUACAGAAAAAAAAAGAAAGAGGACAAAAAAAAUCACAACUAUUCAGUUUCAUAUAAUCCACUUUUAUUUAGCCAAGCAGUUAUAAUGUCUACAUCAUGAUAUAUAUGUUAAACAAUAACCACCCUUUGUCUACUGUUAAAACGAUUUCAUAAAUACAUGUGUGCAAUCAGUAAAACUGUGUUGUGUGUCCUAUUUAUUAUAUUUUAUAUACAUAUUUUAAACAUCUUUUUUUUUUUUUACAUUAUGUUAAGUGGAGUGGACUGCUGCCCAACUAAGUUUUGUUAUGUUU